This is a messenger RNA of Hydra vulgaris (swiftwater hydra), 486 nucleotides long. The record is from RefSeq and is a predicted model, not a curated record. Lineage: Eukaryota; Metazoa; Cnidaria; Hydrozoa; Anthoathecata; Hydridae.
GAAACACAAUGUAUGCUAUUGUAAUUUAUGAAGACAAAAAUGAAACAGAUUAUCUGCCAAUGAAAUGGCUUGUUAAAAAAGUUGAUGUUGCAGAUAUUAGGCAUCUGAUAAAAAAUAAAAUUCAGAUGCAAUUUUAUUAUCCGACUUUUAAAAAUGUGCUUAUAAUAUCACAAGCUAAACAGAAGGGUGGUACUGAUCCACAAACAGAUUGGAUUAUAUAUCAUGCUAGAAUCCUUAGCACUGCAGAAAAUGAGUUAGAAGCUCGUCAAAAGUCUAUUGAUGCACAAUUUUUAUCUAAUAUAGAUAGUGAUAAGGGUGGCAAACGAAAGAGGAGCAGGUAAGCUUAUCUUAUGUUUAUGUAUUUUAAUUUAGAUUUUUUAAAUGUUCUUAUUGUUCAUAGACCAUACAGGUAUGGUGAGAAUCUUGAUGACAAAAAUGAAAAUGACUACCAUUCUGAAUCUUCAGAAGACGAAAGUCAUACAACAA